Molecule: messenger RNA, 555 nt
Organism: Trichomonas vaginalis G3
Lineage: Eukaryota; Parabasalia; Trichomonadida; Trichomonadidae
Exons: 1
Coding region: 1-555 (184 amino acids)
Source: RefSeq, a predicted model, not a curated record
AUGAGGAACAAUGCAAGCAAGAAUCUUGACCUCAGACAAGGACAGUACAUUGCAAAUAUUCCAAUCAGUAUCAAGGCCACAACGGAUACAACUAUUAGAGAAAUGAUGAAUCUUUACAGAAAGGACAUGAAAGAGAAAUUGGCAAACAAAGCAACAUUCCAAUUCAUGAAAGGAAUGAAGGACGGUUUCCCAGAAGGACCAAUCAUCAAUGGAGCACCAAUUAUUUUGUCUUCAAUUGGUAACUUCACUGUACAUGGCCCAUUAACUGAUGCAUAUAUGAUGACAACAUCAUAUGGUGAUGUUCCAUUUGCACAUUUGCCAAUGAUUAUGUACAGUGUUGAUGAUGGUAAAAAGAAGAAGUUUGUUUUAUCUUGCAACUAUUCAACAAAGACGCUUAGUUCAAGAGAAGGAACAGCAUUUACUGCACUUACAGCAUAUUCCUUGAAGAAUAUCGAUCUGAACAUGAAGAUUGGAGAAGCAGUCGAUAGAUUAAUUGAAGAAAAGAAGAACAUUUAUAAGAAGACAAAUACAAUUGAUAGAGUUAUAAAGUUCUAA